GAGAGAGAGAGUGUGCUGUGCGUGCGGUGGUUCUCCUUCUCUCCUUCUUCUCUCCGUCGCGCCGGAUUUCACUGAAGAAGAAGAAGAAGAGGAAGAGGAGGAGGAAGGAAGGAAGGAAGGAAGAGCCCGGACGUCGGCGCCGGUGAAGUUGCACCCCAGGAUGAUGCCCGCCGGUCCCGUUCCCGCCGCCACCGCCCCCGCUCUCUAGGCGCGCGUUCCCGGUCGUUCCGAUCAGCGGGAAGCGACGCCGGCGAUGGCGAAGACCGGGGUGUUCGACGCCGAUCCGGCGGCGAGGGCGGCGAGGGCCACCGAGCUGAAGAAGGAGCUGCAUAGGCUGGUCAGGAUCAUCGCCGACGACGAGGAGUGCGGCGCCGAGGCCAUCGACCAGGCCAGGGAUGCCCUGCUCGCGCUGCGGGAGCUGAGGGCGCGGAGGAGGUCGUCCUUCUCCCUCCGGACGCUGGCCUGCCCCGAGGAGUACCGCUGCCCGAUCUCCAAGGAGCUGAUGCGGGACCCCGUGAUUGUCGCCACGGGACAGACUUAUGAUCGGCCUUCAAUCCAGAAAUGGCUAAAAGCGGGCAACAGAACGUGUCCACAAACCCAACAGGUUCUUUCGCAUACAAUCCUUACUCCAAACCAUCUGAUUAGAGAACUGAUUCUGAGAUGGUGCAAGAGUCGAGGGGUCGAAUUGUCCGAACCAGUUCACUGCAUUGACGAGGAUAGCGUUACAGAAUCUGAGCGAGAUCGUUUUCUUUAUUUGCUGGAGAAGAUGUCGUCCAAUAUAUCUGAGCAAAAAGAAGCUGCAAAAGAGCUUAGAUCGCUGACCAAGAGGAUGCCCUCCUUCCGUGCGCUUUUUGGGGAGUCACCGGAUGCCGUCACUCAGUUGCUCAGUCCACUCUCCGAAAGGCAGUCCCAAAAUGGGACGCACCUUGAUCUCCAAGAAGACGUCAUAACGACACUCUUGAAUCUCUCCAUCCACGACAAUAACAAGAAGGUCGUGGCUGAAAUUCCAUCGGUCAUCCCUCUUUUGAUGGAUGCUUUGAGAUCAGGGACAAUUGAGACAAGGAGCAACGCUGCCGCAGCCCUUUUUACUCUCUCUGCUCUCGAUUCCAAUAAGACACUAAUCGGGAAAUCAGGAGCCCUAAAGCUCCUCAUUGAUCUUUUAGACGAGGGGCACCCAUUGGCCAUGACGGAUGUCGCUUCGGCUAUCUUCAACUUGUGCAUUAUCCAUGAGAAUAGGGGUAGAGCUGUGCGGGAUGGGACGGUUGGUGUGAUUCUAGAUAAGAUUGCGAACCGUAUUCAUGUAGAUGAGUUGUUGGCUAUACUUGCGAUGCUGUCGAGCCAUCAGAGGGCCAUUGAGGAAAUGUGCGAGCUUGAAGCAGUUCCUUGCUUGCUCGGGGUUAUGAGGGAGACGUCAUGUGCUCGUAACAAGGAGAACUGCAUCGCGAUUCUCCACACUAUAUGUUUCAGUGAUCGAACCAAGCUGAAGGAACUGAGGGAAGAGGAGAAUUCACACAGAACGGUAUCUGACCUUGCAAAGAAUGGAACCUCCCGGGCUCAGAGGAAAGCCAACGGGAUCCUCGAGAGAUUGAACCGGGCCAUCAACCUUACGCACACUGCUUAAUCGAGUUACUACGCAGUGCUUGUAUAUUCUCAUCCUAUUUGCAGUACACCGGCUGCUUAUGCCACCAGGAAAUCCAUCUGGUCCUGUGUCUACAAUGUAAAUUCUCCUUUCUCCAGAGUCUUCACUCCUGUCUCGAGUUAGUUACUGUGCAUAUAACGAGAGCUUAUAAUUUUUACAAGUUUUUCCCCCCCCCCCCCCCUUUCACCGUACAAGUGCUUCAGUGUGGGUAAGUUUUGGAUGCUUAUGCCUGCAGUCAGGAGAGUCAUUCCCUAUAGCCUUUCCAUCUUUUUCCAGGUUGUCUCCAGUAGUGCGUGAAUAAUGUUCUUUGGGCUGUGGUCUCAUUCUUGUCUGUUGUUAAAUAAGAACGACGUAUUUGGCUGCUUUUCUUGAGGCUCUUUCUCUUCUUCUUCGAUAACAAACAGAUCGUGUGCAA
This is a messenger RNA of Syzygium oleosum, 2054 nucleotides long. RefSeq names its product U-box domain-containing protein 9. The record is from RefSeq and is a predicted model, not a curated record. Lineage: Eukaryota; Viridiplantae; Streptophyta; Magnoliopsida; Myrtales; Myrtaceae. Gene Ontology annotation, molecular function: protein binding; ubiquitin-protein transferase activity. Gene Ontology annotation, biological process: protein ubiquitination. Gene Ontology annotation, cellular component: nucleus; cytoplasm. The transcript is spliced from 2 exons. The coding region runs from base 254 to 1621 and encodes 455 amino acids.